Messenger RNA from Colletotrichum orchidophilum, 231 nucleotides. RefSeq lists its product as uncharacterized. The coding region runs from base 1 to 231 and encodes 76 amino acids. The record is from RefSeq and is a predicted model, not a curated record. The transcript has a single exon. NCBI's taxonomy places the organism in Eukaryota, Fungi, Ascomycota, Sordariomycetes, Glomerellales, Glomerellaceae.
AUGUCUCACAGCGCCCGUCCGUCCGCGCCCACACACCCCCAUACAUCACCAAAAAGGCUCAGUCAGUUCCACGAGCAGAAUGCCAAGCAGCCCCAAAUGCCCACGUUCCGGGCCCUUUCUUUCUACGCGGGCUAUUGUGAAGGAUCGAGACCAGUGGGUAGAGCCAAAGUUAGUUUCCCGAAGCUCUGCAAUGGGUGUGGAAGGGGCAGAGAAGCUCUUGCAACUGUUUAG